Messenger RNA from Meriones unguiculatus (Mongolian gerbil), 2318 nucleotides. RefSeq names its product transglutaminase 7 (gene Tgm7). Gene Ontology annotation, molecular function: protein-glutamine gamma-glutamyltransferase activity. The coding region runs from base 1 to 2139 and encodes 712 amino acids. The transcript is spliced from 13 exons. The record is from RefSeq and is a predicted model, not a curated record. NCBI's taxonomy places the organism in Eukaryota, Metazoa, Chordata, Mammalia, Rodentia, Muridae. Gene Ontology annotation, biological process: peptide cross-linking.
AUGGAUCCCGUGGCAGCCUUGGAGCUCAGGUCUGUGGAACUGCAGAUCCCCAGGAACAACAAGGACCACCACACCCAGGAGAUGGGCUCAUCGAGGCUCGUCGUGCGCCGUGGCCAGAAAUUCGCUCUAACAUUGUCCUUCAAUCGACCCUUCCAGCCCCAAAAUGACCACCUCACCUUUGUGGCUGAGACAGGACCAGAGCCCACAGAGCUUCUGAGGACCCGAGCCACUUUCUUGCUCAGCCAGACCCGGCACGGGAAUGUCUGGAGUGCUUCUGACUUCACGAUUAACAGCAGCUCUCUCCAGGUCUGGAUUUUCUCACCAGCUAGUGCAGUCAUUGGCCAAUACACACUGAAGACAGAGAUCUCUUGGGGCCAGGGGCCUGGUGUGACCUACCCGCUGGGGAACUUCAUCUUGCUCUUUAACCCAUGGACUAAAGAGGACGACGUCUACCUGCCGAGCGAAAUCCUGCUGCAGGAGUAUAUCAUGAGUGAUUACGGCUUUGUUUACAAGGGUCAAGAAAACUCCAUCACCUCCAGGCCGUGGAACUAUGGGCAGUUUGAAGAGGGCAUCACUGAUAUCUGCUUUGAGAUCCUGGACAAGAGCCUCUACUCCCUCAAGAACCCACCCAGAGACCAUUCUCAGAGGGGCGACGUGGUGUAUGUGUGCAGGGUGGUGAGCGCCAUGAUCAACAGCAAUGAUGACAGCGGCGUGCUUCAGGGCAACUGGGGAGAGGACUACUCGCAGGGCACCAGCCCCCUGGAAUGGAACGGCAGCGUGGCCAUCUUGCGGCAGUGGUCGGCCAGGGGCGGGCAGCCUGUGAAAUACGGACAGUGCUGGGUCUUCGCCUCUGUGAUGUGCACUGUAAUGAGAUGCUUAGGUGUUCCAACCCGAGUUGUUUCCAAUUUCCAUUCGGCACACAACGCAGAUCAGAACUUGACCAUUGACAUCUACUAUAACCGAGCCGCAGAAAUGCUACCGACUCAGAAGCCAGACAAAAUCUGGAACUUCCAUGUCUGGAACGAGUGCUGGAUGAUCCGGAAAGAUCUCCCACCAGGGUACGGCGGCUGGCAGGUUCUGGACCCCACCCCUCAGCAAACCAGCAAUGGGUUGUUCUGCUGUGGCCCCGCCUCCGUGAAAGCCAUCAAGGAAGGGGAGGUCCACCUGGCGUAUGAUACCUCUUUUGUGUUUGCCGAGGUGAAUGCUGACGAGGUCAUUUGGCUUUUUGAGGGUGGCCAGGCCCAAGAAAUCUUGGCCCAUGAUACCAAUUACAUCGGGAAAGCGAUCAGCACCAAGAUGGUAGGGUCAGAUGCGCGCCUGGACAUCACCAGUUCCUACAAAUACCCAGAAGGAUCCUCUGAGGAGCGGUCUGUAUUCAUUAAGGCCUCCCGGAAAUUGCUGGAAUCGAGAAGGAACUCUUCAUCGCUCCUGGAUCUUCUAGGGUCUGCGGCCUUUAAGGAUAAGCCUGUCCAGCUGAAACUCCACCUGGCUAGGGCACCUUUGUGGGGCCAGGACUUGCUGCUCAUGCUACACGUCCAGAGGGCGCCAAACAGAGCCCAUGGUCAGGACCCCAUUGGACUGAUAGUGCGCUUUUCUGCACAGCCCCUGCUGCAUGGCGGAAGCCCUUGGAAACCCUUCUGGAACUAUGUGGUACGCUUGAACGUGGAUUUUGAGAAGGGUUUAGGGCUUCAGCAGCUGCUCCUGCUGCCCUACAGCAAUUACAAAAACAAGCUGACAGAUGAAAAGCUGAUCCGUGUGUCUGGCAUCGCCGAAGUUGAAGAGACAGGGCAGCUCAUUCUGGUCCUAAAAGAUUUCACCCUGGAGCCUCCCCACUUAUCUAUCGAGGUGUUUGAAAGGGCUGAGGUGGGCAAGGCCCUGAACAUCCAAAUCACCCUCACCAACACGCUCAUGGUGCCUCUGAAUAACUGUACCAUGGUUCUGGAGGGAAGUGGCAUCAUCAAUGGGCAGAUAACAAGAGACCUUGGGAUUCUGAUGGCGGGACAAACCAUCCAAAUUCAAAUGUCGCUCUACCCCAUCAAAGCUGGGCCCCACCAGCUACAAGUCCUCAUCAGCAGCACUGAGGUCAAGGAGAUCAAAGGCUAUAAGGACAUCGUCAUCACUGCCGCUCCAGCUUGCUGAGGCCUGCCUUCCUAAUGCCCUCCCCAGUCCACGUCCCGGCCCCCCUUCCCACUCCCAGCAUCACCUCACGGCUUUCUACUCCUCAGGGUGUUGUCACUCAACCUCUGUCAUGGGGACAGAUGGAACUCUGUAGAAGCACUGUGCAUCAUGGGAAGAAACAAUAAAGAUGUGUUAGCGCU